UGUAACUGUGCUUUAUGAUGCUAUAUACCUUCUCAAUUUCCUUCAGGAUGAUGAAUUGAAAUGCACUUUCUAAAUUUUGUCUUCAAACAACAAUUUUUAAAAUGUAAAUUUACAAUGGUUCUCUUGUGCGUGUGUGUUUUUCCAGUGAGGUGUGCUUUGAAGAUUUCCUGUGAUUUGAAGUCAAUAGCAACAUGGGAAGUUGAUGGAAUUGGCUUAGCAACAGGAGUUCUUGUCUCCAUGUAUCUUCUUUUUGCCUUUCCGGUAACAUCUGUUUUGUGUAUUCUCAACUGGUUUGAUAUUCCCCUCUUGUCUCUUGUCUCAAAGUUGUAUGAGAUCUGUGCUGCAAAUCAUUGGAAGCCUCCUGUGUUUGAAUGUUGUAAAGAGGAAGGACCAUGUCAUUGCAGAAUGACUUUGAAGCUCGCCACACCUACAUGUAAAUUUCUUAACUUUUGCUUUAAUUUUGAUGUCAUUAAUUGUUGCAGAUUAUUUUUAAGGUCUAUGAUGUAUGAGAUGGAAUGUAAAUUCAUUGUUUUUUAGUUUAGAUAUGAAGAUUAGCUUAAUUGUUAUAGAUUAGAAUGUUAUGAUGGUUGUAGUGGCUAAGUUGUUAGAAAAUAGAAGCGUCUUUGUAAACCAAUUCGCUACGCUCUUUGUCAAAGAUAGGAUUAAGUUGGUUUCAUUGUGAUGUUUACUUUUAUUUUUUCUUUCUAUAGAAAUUGAAGGGUGUUUCCGUAGAGUGUCGUGUCAAGAACAUUUUUAUCCAUAUGUAUUCAUAACUCCACAAUCCUUCUAAUAAGUGAAAUUUGAUUCUAUUAUGUCUUAUGAAGUUAUUUUUAUCUAUAUGGCCUGAAAACAAUUGAUAUUUUAUUUUUAAUUUCAAAUAUAUGCUUAGAUAUAUUGGUUUAUGAGUAUAUGAAGAAUGGUAGUUUAGGUGAUGUUUUGCAUUGGGAAAAGUGUGGUGAGUUGUUUAUUUGGCUGAAGAGAUUUGGAAUUGCUCUUGGUGUUACUUAAGGCUUGGCUUAUUUAUACUAUAAUUGUGUUCUUACCGUUGUUCAUAUUGCUUGAUCAUGAUUUUGGAUAAUUGAGGUUUAAGAACCUAAGUUAAUUGUUAAAUUUAAUUUC
Vicia villosa (hairy vetch) is the source of this 1119-nucleotide messenger RNA. RefSeq lists its product as uncharacterized. Lineage: Eukaryota; Viridiplantae; Streptophyta; Magnoliopsida; Fabales; Fabaceae. The transcript has 3 exons. The record is from RefSeq and is a predicted model, not a curated record. The coding region runs from base 61 to 537 and encodes 158 amino acids.